AUGUCGGGAGGCGAAAGAAAAAAGCGCGGCGGUGACAAAGGACAAGGCUGGGAGGAAGCUGGGGCUGAAUUUUAUCAAGAACGUUAUCCAGCUGCUAUUGAGAAUGACUUACAGCAAGCACUACGUGAUCCUUCGCACAUCGCGACUCUGUUGCCGAGUAAAAAAUCGCGCGUUGCGACCGCUAAACGGAUAAGAAACGAACCGAAAACAACAAUGAGAAGACGCACCAGCACUCGGUCCCGGUGUGCGACAAGCACCGCCAGACGAAUGUCAACAAAUGCACCGAAUAUUGAUACUGCUGUUUCUAUGCUGCCAGAUUUAUCUGAAAAUUUAUCAAAUGAAGAACGCACUUGGGAGGAAAUAAUGCAGAUAAAGGCAAUGCCCGUUUGUAUGGCGCAAAAGAUACAAUUGAAGAGACAGCUACAGAAUGCGACAAAGUUAAGACUCCAGGGCUUCGAGCAGCUCAAAUGGCAACGCAGAAAAGCCUGGCAGCAGUUUAAAGCCCGGAUGAAAGAAACUUACGCUAAAAUGGAGCUGUGGAGCACGAGUUUCAAAAAAAUAGGCGGUAAUUUUGGGAUGGGAAUCGUCGCAUACUUUUUAUUCAUAAAAUGGCUCAUGUUUCUCAACAUUACACUGUUUAUUGUAAUAUUUGCGUUCAUAAUACUGCCGACAAUAGUGUUAGUUGAGGAGCCGGAGCCUUGCACGGGGAACAGCUCCACCAGUGUGUCUUGUUCAUCGGAGGCUUACUGGAAUUCCUCAGAGUCUGGGAAUACAUUCGUCGAUAUAAUGCAGGCUCGGGGAAUAUUGGAGCGCACAUUACUGUUCUACGGAGCGUACACUAAUCAGAUUUACGGGAAAAACGGGAACGGCACUUACUACGAUCUGCCUCUGGCUUACAUUUGCACGAUAAUUGCCGUGACUCUUAUUAGUUUGAUUGCAAUAAUUCGAUCGGCGGCUAAAGGCUUCAAGGAGCGAGUCGUCGAGGGUGAGGGACAGUUUUAUCAGUAUUGCAAUUUAAUAUUCGGCGGAUGGGAUUUUUGUAUUCAGAAUGAAAAAGCCGCGGGGAUUAAACACAAAGCGCUUUACAAUGAAAUCAAGGCUUUUUUGGAAGCAGAGAGACUCGAGGAGGAGCGGCAAAAUCGUACGCGCGAGGAGAGAAUAAAAUUAUUUUUCGUCCGUCUGAUUGUUAAUUUGCUGGUUAUUCUAGUACUGAGUACUUGCGGAGUUUUCAUAUACUUUAUAAUAGAAUUGUCGUUUGACAAAGUAGAAGACCCGGGUUCCUCGCAAGCCGAAAGCUCCUCUUACAUAUCCAUUGAACGUCUUGUCCAAAUAGCCUACGAAUUUUUGCCCUACGUCUGUAUCGUCGGAUUAAAUAUAGUGGUACCUUUUCUGUUCCGCUAUCUGGUGGCUCUAGAGCACUACAACCCGUUGUUUGUAGUCAGAUUAACAUUAUUUCGAAUCGUCUUCCUGCGUCUAGCCUCGUUGGCGGUAUUGCUGACGAGUUUUUAUAAAAAAAUCUCGACUCCCGAAGAGGACAAUGAGCAGCCGCGCCAUGUGAGCAACGCGAAUCAUCACCGUCCUCAGUGCUGGGAAACAUUCGUCGGACAACAAUUUUUUAAACUUUACCUUACGGAUUUUUUUACACAAUUUUUGGUGACAUUUUUUAUAAAUUUUCCUCGUUCGCUGAUCGCCCGACACAGUGAGAAUAAAUUCAUCCGGUUCAUCGGCGAACAGGAGUUUGAUCUGCCAAGACACAUUUUGGACAUCGUUUACUCCCAAACAAUUUGUUGGGUCGGUAUGUUUUUUGUACCAAUACUGCCACUGAUCUCGACAAUCGGCUGCUUCAUCUUGUUUUACAUUAAAAAAUUCUCGUGUCUGGUUAACAGCACACCCUCGAGCCAGGUUUACCGAGCUAGUCGCUCAAAUUCGCUGUUUAUGUUCGUCCUGUUGGUGUCUUUUAUCCUGGCGAUAAGUCCAGUGGCCUACUCAAUUGCCGAAAUAGAACCAUCAAAGUCCUGUGGUCCAUUCCGAGGCCUUCACACUGUCUGGGAAUUGAUCAUACAGACUUUCUUACGCUUCCCCGAGUGGAUACGCAGAACUCUAUUUUUUCUCGGGACUGCCGGGUUCGGAAUACCCGCUUUUAUCGCUCUUUCAUUACUCCUGUACUAUUAUCACGCGGUUUCGGACGCGAACAAACACAUGGUCGUGGUUCUCAAGAACCAACUGGUGCUCGAGGGACACGACAAACAAUUUUUACUUAACCGUCUCAGCGCUUUCAUUAAACAGCAGCAAGAGCAAUCCAAGUAUCAAGAGCAAGCUAUUGAUAUGAACAAUUUUUAG
Messenger RNA from Cotesia congregata, 2340 nucleotides. The record is from the annotation of a GenBank genome assembly. Lineage: Eukaryota; Metazoa; Arthropoda; Insecta; Hymenoptera; Braconidae.